AUGGCUAAAUAUAUUGCGCAAAUUAUAGUUCUGGGUGCCCAGGUAGUGGGAAGAGCUUUUGCGAGAGCACUCAAGCAAGAAAUAGCUGCCUCUCAAGAGGCUGCCAAACGAGCUGGUGGUGGAGCUGAAGGCACCAGGAGAGCUGCUGCAAAUGCUUCCACUGGUCUCACAUUAGAAGAAGCAAUGCAGAUACUAAAUAUAGACAAAUUGGACAAGGAAAAAAUUGUAAAAAAUUAUGAGCACCUAUUUCAAGCCAAUGAGAAAGCAAAAGGUGGGUCUUUUUAUUUGCAAUCAAAAAUUGUAAGAGCUAAAGAAAGGAUAGAUGCUGAAUUUAAACAGGCGAAACAAGAACAGAAGGAAGCACCAAGCCAACAGAAGGAUACAUCAUGA
Messenger RNA from Spodoptera littoralis (African cotton leafworm), 390 nucleotides. Lineage: Eukaryota; Metazoa; Arthropoda; Insecta; Lepidoptera; Noctuidae. The record is from the annotation of a GenBank genome assembly.